UCCCGGUUAUUGAACCGCUACAUUCAACAGUGGCGGCGGCUUCCAAACUGUCAGGUAUCAAAGAGGUGUGUACUACUCUGUCAUGCCAAAGACACUAUCUGACUUCAUUCGAUAUUUUUUAUUUUAUUUGAAGAAAACAAUGCUCUCCAAGGUGUAGCAAUUUGGAGUCUUUGUUCGAGCACAUCACCACGGGUAUGUAGCUAACCUAGCAGAUGGAAGCUAGCAAGCUGGCUAACGUUAGCUAGCUAGCUAAUUUAGCUAUUACCAACACAAACCGUGCAAGCCAACUUGCCCGCUAGUUUGGAUACUUACUUGCUAGCUAGCAGUGGAAUUAAACUAUCAUGCAGUAUGAUAGUUAGCAGAAAACAUCAGUUUAUUUGCAAGCCUGCUCGCUAGCUGGUGUAGCUAGCUAACCAGAUCAGAUGUUGUUGGCUAGUUAAGGUCUCCAGCUAAACUAACGUUAGCUAUAUUACGUUCCAGUAAAGAUUCUUAAUCAAAUUUUUAUCGGCUAGUUACGCAAUACUAGGUCUACAUUUAGUUUGUCAACAUUGAUGCCCUGUAGUGGGCAUGUGUGAGAUGCUGUGAUUGCUGGCCUGUCUCGGUCUUGUAGGUCUGUGUAGACGUUGCGACAAAAGACAAGGCAGGGAGAUGGAGGUGGGCUCAGUGGUGCAUGAGGACAUUACUUUCCGAGGAGUGGAGUUUGCUGUGAAGAUAGAGCUAGAAGAAGGAUUGCUAAUAGUCGAGAUAUCUGAUGCAAUGACAGCUGACCAGUGGAGGGGAGAGUUUGACCCAGCCUACAUCGAAGACCUCACUCGCAAAACAGGCAACUUCAAGCAAUUUCCCAUCUUCUGCAGCAUGUUGGAAUCUGCUGUUAGUAAGACUAGUGAGUCUGUUACCCUUGACCUCUUGACCUAUGCUGACCUGGAGCUCCUGCGGAACCGGAAAGCUGGGGUUGUUGGUCGUCCGCGUGCUCAACAGCAAUCUCCUAACCUCAGUGCCAAAAGAUACCUCAUCCUUAUCUACACCGUAGAAUUUGACAGGAUCCACUACCCCCUGCCUCUGCCGUACCAUGGCAAGCCUGAUCCUGCCGCCCUGCAGAAGGAGAUCAGAGCUCUGAAGACUGAGCUAAACGCCCUUGCUAACCAUGCAGGUCACAAACCAGCAGAGCCAGAGAUACGCCGGCUACGGGCAGAACUUGCCUUGGUGAGAGAAGAGAAGGAGGCCCUGACCAAGGCUCUGGAGCGUCUGCAGAUAGUGGGGGCUGGUUCCACCCCUGGAGGAGGGGCUCGGGGGCUCAGAGAGGUGGUCAGGAGUUUAGAGGACCAGCUCCUCAGAGAGAGGGCCAAGAGUCAGCGCUCAGCCACCAAGAGGGGCCAGGAGCAGCGCCUCCUACUGGAGCAGUUGGAGGAGCUAAGAGCAUCGGAGAGAGCUCUCCGGAUUCGCGUUAAGAGUUUGACCAAUGAGCUGGCGUUGCUUAGGCGAGGUAGGUUGACCCCUGCCCUCUCUGGGCGCAGUGCCUCACGGGGUGAUGGAGAGAUCAGGCGCUCACUGUCCCGGGAGCACAGUUUGGGACGUGUUGUGGUCAGGGCUCGCUCAGGGUCCAGGGAGAGGACAGAAGAGAGGGGUCGAAGGUCAGAAGGCCGUAGGGCAGACUCCUCAGGGCCCCGCUCGCACGUCUCCAGACCCUCACCUUCUCCCACAGGUUUGCGAGCACCACGCUUUGACCCCACUGCAUAUAUCCAGGACAGACAGCGCCGACUGAGAGAGGGGGAGCUCAAAAUCCAGAGGAAGGUCCGGAGGGACAUGUUAGCAUCGCCUGUUCUGGAGAGGGGCCGAUCUCGGUCCAGGGAGGCUUAUCCCCAGCUAACCAGGGCAGGCAGUGGGAGCAGAGGGAGGAGCUUAUCAAUAGAGAGUAGGAGGAGCAGACAGUCCUCUGAGAAUUCAUUGGUGGAGUUGGAUGAGUUGACAAUCAGAGGAAGGAAGCAGACCUACAAUGGUCCAACCAUGCCCAGAGGAGGAAAUUUGACCAGGAAUCCCCAUUGCAGCACUCCCACACGCAGGAUACGAUCAGACAAAGAGGGCUCCAUAGAUGGGGCUGACCUGUCUGAGAUUGAUGCCCGGUUGCAGGCCCUACAGGACUACAUGAGGGACCUGGACACGGGACACUAAAGCCAUCAAUUCUGCACACUCCCAAUCCUAGGCUGGACAAUAAGUUCAGACGUGUUCAAUGUGCUGCAAACUGAGACCAAGGACUACUAUCUGUGUCGACACUGUGACUUAACAAGACCACUGCACUACACUAUGAUAUUUUUGCACACAAGCAGACAUUAUCAACCAAUAGGCUUAUGCAAGUGCAAACGCGGAUGCACACACAGCUUAUUCUGUCGUCCUCUGGGAGACCGUGCCUGAUCUGUGGAUAAAGAUACCACUGUGAAGGCUGUUAAGCCACUGUUAGUUUGUUGAACUUGAACUGAGGAGUGACUGAUUUUAUACUGUUGUGACAGUAAUACCCCAUUUCCCUUUUUAUAAAACGAGUGAUUGAUGAACGCAAAGCUUGUUGUGAUGUUUUAUUUUAUUUUUACUGGAUGUAUCUCCUCUAUUCAUCAUCACUGCAGCAGCUUUGCCUCUUAGUAGUGUGUCAUGUGAGUGAACUAAGUGCAAUAUCCUCUUUCUCUGCAGUACAGUUAUUGUUGCUUGGAUGGGCUGAAGGUUCCUCCUUAGGGAUUUACUCAAGGGGCAGCUGCCACUACAGCUGGCUGGGUGUCAUUAAUUAACAGCGAACCUUCCAGGCCUGGACCCUUCCAUUCCUGGGUGAGCAGCUGGAUAAGCUGCUUCCAUCUACUACUGUAGGAGGAUGAGAAUAUUGGAUGAAGUUGACAGGCCUUUUGUGCUGUUUUUGGGAAGGGAGUUUUCGUUUUUAGAUUUGACCUCUGCUGCUAAUAAAAUGUCAGAUGCUUUCCACUUAACUAAA
This is a messenger RNA of Coregonus clupeaformis (lake whitefish), 2971 nucleotides long. RefSeq names its product coiled-coil domain containing 61 (gene ccdc61). The transcript has 12 exons. Gene Ontology annotation, cellular component: centrosome. NCBI's taxonomy places the organism in Eukaryota, Metazoa, Chordata, Actinopteri, Salmoniformes, Salmonidae. The record is from RefSeq and is a predicted model, not a curated record. Bases 649 to 2169 code for a protein of 506 amino acids.